CAUCGACAGCUCGACUCUCCAACUACAAGCGACGAUACACAUCUAUUCACCCUCCAUCAUGUUCGCUACCGCCCGCCAUCUGCCCGUGGCCCGCUCGCUCGCCAGCCGCCGCCUUUUCCACGCGACGGCUCCUGCCUUCGUCAAGGUGGGCGACAAGCUGCCCAGUCUUGACCUGGUCGAGGGUUCGCCUGGUAACAAGGUCAACCUCGCAAACGAGUUGACUGGCAAAGGCGUCAUCAUUGGAGUGCCAGCUGCUUUCUCGCCUGCUUGCUCUGAGAAUCAUAUUCCCGGCUACAUCAACUCGACCAAACUCAAAACAGCCGGCAAAGUCUUUGUUGUGUCAGUAAAUGAUCCAUUUGUUAUGAAAGCGUGGGGUAAGACCCUCGACCCGUCGGGCUCUAGUGGCAUUCGCUUCCUCGGUGAUCCUAGUUUGGCUUUUACAAAAGCCCUUGAUCUCUCCUUUGACGGUGCUUCGAUCUUUGGUGGCGAUCGCUCCAAGCGAUAUGCCCUCGUGAUUGAGGAUGGUGCUGUCAAGGAGGCGCAUGUGGAGCCAGACAACACUGGCUUGAAUGUUUCUGCUGCCGAGAAAGUUCUAUGAAUGCCUGCGACUCUGAAGAGAUCGGAAGACACCCUGUGAACAAUUCUUGGCAUACUAUUGUUCUGGGUAGGCCAACCUCAAACAAUGCUUGUUCGCAUUUGCUGAAAACAGGCUUUCGAUCAACCUGUAAGGUAAACAACCACACAGGAUCAUGGGGCGAUUGUCCAUGACUACCAUGGUGAUGGCGAGCACGAAAUUGUAGUGGCAAUGUCACUAUCAUUCAUCAAUCCCUGAACUAGUCCGUACAAACCACUUUUUGUAGGAUUUGGUAGGAUGUUGCAGCAUGCAGAUGUCCUGUAAAAAUACAAGCACCUUGCUUGCCUUUACAUCUCAAUUUCUUGCUCACACCA
Molecule: messenger RNA, 948 nt
Organism: Cucurbitaria berberidis CBS 394.84
Lineage: Eukaryota; Fungi; Ascomycota; Dothideomycetes; Pleosporales; Cucurbitariaceae
Product: AhpC/TSA family protein
Exons: 6
Coding region: 59-598 (179 amino acids)
Biological process (GO): hydrogen peroxide catabolic process; cell redox homeostasis; cellular response to oxidative stress
Cellular component (GO): cytoplasm; cytosol; peroxisome
Molecular function (GO): thioredoxin peroxidase activity
Source: RefSeq, a predicted model, not a curated record